This is a messenger RNA of Cyclospora cayetanensis, 1569 nucleotides long. RefSeq names its product transcription factor kayak. The coding region runs from base 1 to 1569 and encodes 522 amino acids. The record is from RefSeq and is a predicted model, not a curated record. The transcript is spliced from 8 exons. NCBI's taxonomy places the organism in Eukaryota, Apicomplexa, Conoidasida, Eucoccidiorida, Eimeriidae.
AUGCCUUGGAUAGCUGCUGCUGCAUCCGCAUCAGCGGCUUCGGCUUCAGCCCAGGCUGUCAUGUCCGUUGAUUCUUACUUGGAUUUCGCUCGACAGCAGUACACCACGCACUACUUCCACUCUCUCGUGGCUGCAGGCAGCUGCAGCAGCCCUGACCAAGCACUGCAGGUUGCAGCCGCUGCAGUGCAACAGCUGCAAACCAAUGGAUUUUUUGACUCCCUUAGACAGUCGUACGCUACGCAGCUCGCACAGAUCCAGCAGCAGCAGCAGCAGGCAGCUGCUGCAUCUGCUGCCGCUGCCUGUCAACUCCCGUCGUGGCAUCAACAGCAACAGCAGCAGCAACAGCAACAGCAGCAGCAACAGCAGCAGCAGCAGGCAGCUGCUGCAUCUGCUGCCGCUGGCUGUCAACUCCCUUCGUGGCAUCAACAGCAACAGCAGCAGCACUCUGGAGCUGCAUCUGCUGCUCCCACAGCUGCUGCUGCUGCAACAUCUGCUGCAGCGCCCCCUAAAAGGCAGCAGCGCCUCAGCAUUAUCAUCAAAUCACGCGCCUUGCCAGGAGCUGCUCAACCCGAAGCGAGCUUACAGGAGGACGCGAGCAGCAUCCUCAGAACCUUGGCAGCUAAUGACAGCCCUUCCAGUGUACCUGCGACUUCCCCCACCGCACCAACAGCAGCAACAGCGACGUCUGAGGGCAGCUCUCCCCCACGACCACUGCGUAAGCGUCGCUUCGACGUUCUUGGCACCUCUCCAACAGCAACAAAUACACAACAGCAGCAACAACAGCAGCAACAGCAACAACAACAACAAAUACAGCAACAACAAAUACAACAACAACAAAUACAACAACAACAAAUACAACAACAACAAAUACAACAACAGCAAAUACAGCCACAAGGCCACCAGCAGGAGCGGCAGAGGGGUUUUGCAGAGUUUGCAGGAUGGAUAAAUCGCGUAUAUGCGCAGUAUUCGGUGGUUAGUGGAAACAGCUCCAUUGCGGAGGUUCUCUUUAGUUAUGUUGCACGAAUGACUAGUGAAUUCAGAGGCGGCCUGUGGAUAUUCGAAUCUUGGAAUUCAAAGCCUGUCCCCUCUUUGGCAGACAUGCAACAUAUGGGUGGUAAUAACAGUAUGGGUGGUAAUAACAGUAUGGGUGGUAAUAACAGUAAGGGUGGUAAUAACAGUAUGGGUGGUAAUAACAGUAUGGGUGGUAAUAACAGUAUGGGUGGUAUUGUUAAUGAUACUAAUAAUGGUGGUAUUAUUGAUGGUUAUAGUAAUUUAAUGGUGUCAUGUUGUUUGUGUGCAGCCAUUGCAAACCGGCGUGAGAGCGGCGGUUUAGAGCACGACAAGAAUAGCGGUCCAUCGUCGAGUUGUACGGAGAGUGUGGGGAAGAUGGCGAGCCGCUUUCUUGGGAAGGAGGCUGUUCUUUCCGGCAAAGGCAGUGGGGGGGUGGAGCUGCCCGCUUCUUUCGCUGGAGGGAAGGCGGGAAGUAAGAACAGACGCGGAGAGAAUCGGCUAGCGGCAGAAGGGGAGGGUCGCUCGGUGUCUAUGAAGAAAGGGGGAAGUCGGAGGUAA